AUGGCCUCAAAGAGGGCCACCCUCUUUGAGGCCAUGUUUGACCCCUCUCCCUCUGACCUCCACACAUCUCCCCUUCACUGUGUUUACAACACGUUGACACUUGACAUGUACAAGGACCGUGGAAUCCAAGGCACCAGGUCUGGUAGGAACCGUUUCACCGCUGUUCCUGGACCAAGCCUCCUGCAAGUAGGUCUAGGCUCUGUGAUUGGUUUGUACUAUAACUUGAUGGUUGAGAACCUUAUAUCUGGACUUGAAGCUGUGGAUGGAGAUGGCGUCUAUGAUAUAUUCCUUCAGUUCAUUCCACUUCUUCCAUCUAUGUUCUCUUGCCCUACUUUUACUCAAGCUAAUGAGGCUGUUCUUGUCCAACUUGUUUACUCCGCUCGGUAUUUUUGUAAGGAGGUUCUUGGCCCGAGAACUGGAGGUCGACAAGUGGAGUACAUUGGAGAGGUUGAAGCCAGUUCCCUCCACAACUUUAAGACAAAAUAUGAUGAAAACAUUAAUGUUGAGAGAGAUAAUGAGCGCGUGGCAGCCAGGAGGCCCGCCGCUCCCCGCACUCCUUCAUCGCCUCUACAACACUGCUGCCCGGAGCCCCACAACUGCUGCCCGGAGCCUCACAACUGCUGCCCGGAGCCCCACAACUGCUGCCCGGAGCCUCACAACUGCUGCCCGGAGCCCCACAACUGCUGCCCGGAGCCCCACAACUGCUGCCCGGAGCCUCACAACUGCUGCCCGGAGCCUCACAACUGCUGCCCGGAGCCCCACAACUGCUGCCCGGAGCCUCACAACUGCUGCCCGGAGCCUCACAACUGCUGCCCGGAGCCUCACAACUGCUGCCCGGAGCCUCACAACUGCUGCCCGGAGCCUCACAACUGCUGCCCGGAGCCUCACACCUGCUGCCCGGAGCCCCACAACUGCUGCCCGGAGCCUCACAACUGCUGCCCAGAGCCCCACAACUGCUGCCCGGAGCCCCACAACUGCUGCCCGGAGCCUCACAACUGCUGCCCGGAGCCCCACAACUGCUGCCCGGAGCCUCACAACUGCUGCCCGGAGCCUCACAACUGCUGCCCGGAGCCCCACAACUGCUGCCCGGAGCCUCACAACUGCUGCCCGGAGCCCCACAACUGCUGCCCGGAGCCUCACAACUGCUGCCCGGAGCCUCACAACUGCUGCCCAGAGCCCCACAACUGCUGCCCGGAGCCUCACAACUGCUGCCCGGAGCCUCACAACUGCUGCCCAGAGCCCCACAACUGCUGCCCGGAGCCUCACAACUGCUGCCCGGAGCCUCACAACUGCUGCCCGGAGCCUCACAACUGCUGCCCGGAGCCCCACAACUGCUGCCCGGAGCCUCACAACUGCUGCCCGGAGCCUCACAACUGCUGCCCGGAGCCCCACAACUGCUGCCCGGAGCCCCACAACUGCUGCCCGGAGCCCCACAACUGCUGCCCGGAGCCCCACAACUGCUGCCCGGAGCCCCACAACUGCUGCCCGGAGCCUCACAACUGCUGCCCGGAGCCUCACAACUGCUGCCCGGAGCCUCACAACUGCUGCCCGGAGCCCCACAACUGCUGCCCGGAGCCUCACAACUGCUGCCCGGAGCCUCACAACUGCUGCCCGGAGCCCCACAACUGCUGCCCGGAGCCCCACAACUGCUGCCCAGAGCCUCACAACUGCUGCCCGGAGCCUCACAACUGCUGCCCGGAGCCUCACAACUGCUGCCCGGAGCCCCACAACUGCUGCCCGGAGCCUCACAACUGCUGCCCGGAGCCUCACAACUGCUGCCCGGAGCCUCACAACUGCUGCCCGGAGCCUCACAACUGCUGCCCGGAGCCUCACAACUGCUGCCCGGAGCCCCACAACUGCUGCCCGGAGCCUCACAACUGCUGCCCGGAGCCUCACAACUGCUGCCCAGAGCCCCACAACUGCUGCCCGGAGCCUCACAACUGCUGCCCGGAGCCUCACAACUGCUGCCCGGAGCCUCACAACUGCUGCCCGGAGCCUCACAACUGCUGCCCGGAGCCUCACACCUGCUGCCCGGAGCCCCACAACUGCUGCCCGGAGCCUCACAACUGCUGCCCAGAGCCCCACAACUGCUGCCCGGAGCCCCACAACUGCUGCCCGGAGCCUCACAACUGCUGCCCGGAGCCCCACAACUGCUGCCCGGAGCCUCACAACUGCUGCCCGGAGCCUCACAACUGCUGCCCGGAGCCCCACAACUGCUGCCCGGAGCCUCACAACUGCUGCCCGGAGCCCCACAACUGCUGCCCGGAGCCUCACAACUGCUGCCCGGAGCCUCACAACUGCUGCCCCGAGCCCCACAACUGCUGCCCGGAGCCUCACAACUGCUGCCCGGAGCCUCACAACUGCUGCCCAGAGCCCCACAACUGCUGCCCGGAGCCUCACAACUGCUGCCCGGAGCCUCACAACUGCUGCCCAGAGCCCCACAACUGCUGCCCGGAGCCUCACAACUGCUGCCCGGAGCCUCACAACUGCUGCCCGGAGCCUCACAACUGCUGCCCAGAGCCCCACAACUGCUGCCCGGAGCCUCACAACUGCUGCCCGGAGCCUCACAACUGCUGCCCGGAGCCUCACACCUGCUGCCCGGAGCAGCAGGUGUGA
Molecule: messenger RNA, 2616 nt
Organism: Procambarus clarkii (red swamp crayfish)
Lineage: Eukaryota; Metazoa; Arthropoda; Malacostraca; Decapoda; Cambaridae
Source: RefSeq, a predicted model, not a curated record